GGCGGACCCAAGCGCACCCCGCUAACCAAGAGGGUCGCCGCUCCCCAGGAUGGAGCCCCCAGAGUCCCUACCUCAGAGACUUCUCCUGGGCCCUCCCCAAUGGGGCCUCCACCUCCUUCAAGUACAGCUUCUAGGCCCCCAGCUGUGGGGAGCUGUCCUGCCUCCACUGUGGAUCCCAUAGAUUUUCCAGUCAUUGAGUGUGAGACUCUGUUGGAAGAUGUGCUGAGACCUUUGGAACAGGCAUUGGAUGAUUGUCGUGGCCACAUGAAGAAGCAGGUAUGUGAUGACAUCAGCCGACGCCUGGCUCUGCUGCAAGAACAGUGGGCUGGAGGGAAGCUGUCAACGCCUGUAAAGAAGAGGAUGGCUCUGCUGGUGCAAGAGCUUUCAAGCCACCAGUGGGAUGCAGCAGAUGACAUCCACCGCUCACUCAUGGUUGACCAUGUGACUGAAGUCAGUCAGUGGAUGGUGGGAGUUAAAAGAUUAAUUGCAGAAAAGAGGAGUCUGUCCUUAGAGGAGGAGGCUAAUGAAGAGAAAGCUGCAGCCACAUCUGAGAACCAGACCGUACCAGAACAGGAUCCAUAAUCCUAUGGGUUCCCCAGACUCACCUCACACCAUCUCCUAUGCCUUGGCAUGGGAGGCCUUGUCUCACUUGGCUCCCUCUUAGCACUUGGGAGACUGUCUGCCCUGUUGGGUUCCUUGGCCUGACCCACCUCUGGGGGAAGAGGUCCCAUCUAGACCACAGGGUGGUCACUUGUCUUCUCUAACAUAUGUUUCAAUAAAAACAUCCCAAUGUGGCCCCUGGUUAGGAGAUAAACCCUUCUUAUGCCAAACUGAUCACUUCUGGCUCGCUCUGCACCCUGCAAACUUCUGUUCUUCCUCCAUUCAUCAUGAAUGACCUUACUAGGCAUGAUCAGAUUACUGUCUGCCACUUUUUCCCAAAUCGGAACUAAAUGCAUAUCCCUUGCUGGGCUGAGUAA
This is a messenger RNA of Myotis davidii, 977 nucleotides long. RefSeq names its product steroid receptor RNA activator 1 (gene SRA1). NCBI's taxonomy places the organism in Eukaryota, Metazoa, Chordata, Mammalia, Chiroptera, Vespertilionidae. The record is from RefSeq and is a predicted model, not a curated record. Gene Ontology annotation, biological process: regulation of transcription by RNA polymerase II. The transcript is spliced from 4 exons. The annotation marks the transcript as partial. Gene Ontology annotation, cellular component: nucleus.